Molecule: messenger RNA, 872 nt
Organism: Tuber aestivum (summer truffle)
Lineage: Eukaryota; Fungi; Ascomycota; Pezizomycetes; Pezizales; Tuberaceae
Source: the annotation of a GenBank genome assembly
UACCAGACUAACUUACAGUACUAACAAAUCCACCACGAUUCACCACAAGUACCAAACAAACAGACCACCGCAAUGACAACAACAUACACCAUCCCACACCUCCCACCUCACAAGAUAUACAUAACCCACCUCCCCGCCCUCUCCUCCGCCGCGUUCAAAACCUUCCAGCGAGAACUCACCUCCAGCACCUCCCCCCCAUCCAGCGAAUACGCAUUCCUGGAUGCUAGCGUGAUCCUCUCGACGACGCACCUGCUAGCCGCCGUGUUCCAGGCCGUGCGCAACGAGCUCGUCAGCGGGAAGCGCAGGACCAGGAAUGUGCAUAGCGAGGUCGUGUAUUGUUUGGGGGGGAAUAAUAAUGUAUGCUUUGCUUUGCUCUGCUGUGUUGGGUGGAGGGAUGGGUGGGCUAAUGAGGGGUAGAUUAAAGAGGCGUAUAAGAGGUUCGGCGUCACGGAGGAGACGAAGGACGUUAUUGUUAUCAAGAUUGCGCAUGGGAGUGGGGAGUACUGGUGCGAGAGGGAGGAGGUGGGGGAGAAUAUUCGGAGGGUGAUUGGCGAGGAGGGUGUUAUGGAGGCUUAUGGGGAUGGGGUUGCGAGGAGAGUUGUGGAUGUUGAAAAGGUCAAGAGGUAUUACAAGAUCAAGGCGGAUGGGUCCCAGACGAAGGGGAUCGAUGCACUGGGGAUUAGUGCGUUGGAGGUGGAGGUUUUGGGCAAGAUGGUUGGGAGGGUGGUUGGAUAGCUUCUCUUUUUAUCACCUUUUAACAUCACUAUAUGCGGAGUUUACGGGGUAACGGCUGUGGAGUUACUGGCUGAUUGAUUGAUCGGCUGUGUUGUAAUUGUACUAUAGGUUUCACCAAGACAUGGGCAUCUCCCCUG